ACAAAUUAUAUUAUGUUUUGUAUUUUAUUAUUAACCAAUCUUAGUUCGUUGAUCUCUUCGCCAUCUCCCAUUUGACCUCAAAAAAGAGUUUCCAUCCUCCUUUUGUUUUCUCCGUUUUGAAGCUCUCUGCAUUUCGUAUGGUUAUGAAGUGUUUUCAUUUCACUAACGGCGAGGGUCGUGACGAAGGAGAAGAUGUCAGCGGCGGCGGAGGCGUUGUUUCGAGGAUGUCGUCGAAGGUGACGUGGACUAGGUCUUUAAGCGUGGCGUCAAGCAGCGCCGACACGCGCCGUUCCGAGUUCGACUCCGAGUCGACUCGGGACUUCGCCUCGGCGGCGAGUUUCUGUGAGUUCCUGACUCAGCGCCGAGCUAACGAUCUACGUGUCUUUACAUUCGCGGAGCUGAAAUCAGCUACUCGCGGGUUCAGCAGAGCCCUUUUGAUAGGCGAAGGAGGCUUCGGCUGCGUUUAUAGAGGCACCGUUGACGUUUCCGAUGAAGUUAACGGCGGUCGUUAUUCAAAGUUGGACGUCGCCAUUAAACAGCUUAAUCGUCACGGUUUCCAGGGGCAUAAGGAAUGGAUAAAUGAAGUGAACUUUUUAGGCGUAGUUAACCACCCGAAUCUUGUACGAUUAAUCGGCUACUGUGCCGAGGAUGAUGAGCGAGGGAUUCAGAGACUUCUGGUCUACGAGCUUAUGCGUAACAAAAGCUUAGAGGAUCGACUUUUGGCUCGGACUCCAUUGCCGUUGCCGCCAUUGCCUUGGGUGACAAGGUUGAGUAUCGCACAAGACGCUGCCCGGGGUUUGGCUUACCUGCAUGAAGAAAUGGAUUUCCAGCUAAUAUUUAGAGACUUCAAAACAUCGAAUAUUCUACUAGACGACGACUUCAAUGCGAAGCUUUCAGAUUUCGGACUGGCUCGGCAAGGACCCCCCGAAGGAUUUGGGCAUGUUUCGACAGCAGUUGUCGGCACAGUGGGUUACACUGCCCCUGAGUACAUGCAAACCGGCAGGCUAACUGCCAAAAGCGAUGUUUGGAGCUUCGGGGUUGUUCUAUACGAGCUCAUCACCGGAAGGCGAGUUUUAGAAAGAAACCUACCUCGAAGCGAACAAAAGCUCCUAGAAUGGGUGAGACCUUACAUAUCAGAUUCGAAGAAAUUUCACCUUAUUGUAGACCCUCGCCUCGAAGGACAGUAUUGCCUGAAAUCGGCUCGGAAACUAGCAUCCCUAGCAAACAAAUGUCUAAUGAAAAACUCUAAAUCCCGUCCCAAAAUGAGUGAAGUGGUUGAGAUGCUAGGCAACAUCAUUAGUGAGACUUCAUCUCAAUACGAAUUGAUCUCUCAACCAAUCGGCGAGAACGAAGAUGAAAAGGAAGAAAGCGAAGUGCAGACCGAGGUCGAGUCCACAAAGCAAGGACACAAUUACUUGAAGAAGGUUUUCGAAAUCAAAGAAAUAAUUAGUUUAAGAAACCGAUCGGUCGGGAAGUUAGAUUGGAGAAAUUGGACGCCGGGGCUAGUGAGAACUUGGUAACGAUGACCUUUCCGUGUCCAACUCCCCAGCCGCAAAAGAUACAUGUACUUCGAACGAGUAGUUCUUCGAACGUUCGGAGGAUAACUUAUGUGUCUUCCUACUCUUCUUUUGUUGAAACUUUGUUGUAAAGAUCGUUUAUUUUCAAAGAAAAGCUACAUUUAUUUCUUCAAA
Molecule: messenger RNA, 1691 nt
Organism: Gossypium arboreum
Lineage: Eukaryota; Viridiplantae; Streptophyta; Magnoliopsida; Malvales; Malvaceae
Product: serine/threonine-protein kinase PCRK1-like
Exons: 4
Coding region: 138-1520 (460 amino acids)
Biological process (GO): protein phosphorylation
Molecular function (GO): protein kinase activity; ATP binding
Source: RefSeq, a predicted model, not a curated record